Messenger RNA from Lichtheimia ornata, 2505 nucleotides. RefSeq lists its product as uncharacterized. The transcript has 13 exons. NCBI's taxonomy places the organism in Eukaryota, Fungi, Mucoromycota, Mucoromycetes, Mucorales, Lichtheimiaceae. The coding region runs from base 1 to 2505 and encodes 834 amino acids. The record is from RefSeq and is a predicted model, not a curated record. Gene Ontology annotation, biological process: protein localization to plasma membrane.
AUGUCAGCAACCGGUUGCUUUGGAUCGCUUUGCAUGCGCAAUCUCAAACACGUCAAGCUCAUCAAGAGCUGUUAUCCUCGACGAGAGGGUGAGAAAGGACCACGGUCAUCAGAACUCAGCUAUCUCACCUUUUAUGCAAGCUCACGACCUGCCAAGCUCACCAAAGUGGGUCGUUAUCUUCAAUACAAAGUUGAACGAGACAUCUACAAGGGCCGUAAGCAAAACAAUCAAGUAUCAUUAUCCAUCAUCAAGGCAUUGAUUCAAUCAUGUCACCAUGAUCUCAACCUGUUUUCAAAGUGGGUCGUUCGCAUCCUCAACAAGACCUUGGAUACCCGAGACAGUGAUUUGGUUGAACUUUCAUGUGAAACUUUUGUUAUCUUUUGCAACUACCAUGAUGGAUCAACUCUCGGCAUCGACCCUGGAUUCACAUCAGACUUUGAAGCAUUACUCCAAAAGUUUGCCGAUUUUUGUAAUUAUGCCAAUGAAGAUGAAGAUUAUGCAUUGAGAAUGCAGUACAUUGGACAUCGUGGCCUUCAAGCAGCUGUUACAUCGUCUGCAGUACAUGCCAGUGAUUUUUCGACUCAGCUUGACAUCAUUCUUCCUGCUCUUCUUCAGACGUUGAUCGUUUCCGGGGAAGCUGGUAGUCGUUUGGAAAAGACUGAGACGAUAGCUACCAAGGAAGGAGAAGGUGGAUUGACACGAGGUGCAAUUGAAGCAUUGGCUGCCCAAAGUACGGGUAUUUUGUUCUCAAAGUCAAAUGGUGCUGCUGUUCGGAUGGCGUUGGGUUUAGUCUACACGUUUGCCGAUGACAAUGGACAAUGGUGGCCUCCAGACAGGGUUGUCAGCACGAUGGAGCUCAUUCUCGACUCUGUACAACAACAAUAUCGAUACCUUUUGGUUUCAGAGACAUUACAACAAUUGGAAAUCAGCAACACGUUGGAGCGCAGCUACUUCAAUGACAAGCAUUCAUGUCUUAUAUCAGUGCUCGAUACCGUUUUGAAUGCCGAUAAUGCUCCUCUGGUUGGUGUAUCCGUAUUGGAGGUCCUCAAUGUAUUGUUCACGCUGCUAGUCAAAUCGUUGCAUGUCACAUCAUUUCGACAAGAGCUACCAGCGGAUCAAAAUGACCGACAAGCCGUUUUCGAAUACGUGAUUCAUCAAGGAAUUAUCCACAGCAUUGGUGGUCUCGCAUCCCAAAACUAUUAUCAGAAUCAGCUUGACGACAUGGCAGGAUACAUUAUUGCCAAAUUGCGUGCCAGCACAACUCUUGAACAUGUGGAUGGGUUGCCAAUUCAGGUGUAUCGUCGUGUUGCUCUGAUUUGUCUUGAUCAGCUUGUUGGCGCUGAACAUACAUCAGCUGUUGUUGUGGAUACUCCUAGUGGCCGCUCGAUAUCUUCAACAGGUUUAUCUACACCACCCGAGAAUAUCAUCUCUGCAGCAAGUUGGACAUCGGCUGUAUCUUUGUUGACCGAUAAGCAACCAGAAACGCGACUUGAUUUUGCCAGAUCUCUUAUUCGCUAUCUCGAUAUUACAGCACCAUCUCCUGAAGCAAUAUCAGGCCCCUAUCCUGUGCAUUUGCUUACCCAACAUACCGAUGUGGUCUUUGUCAACUCGUUACACCAUACCAUUAUCAGCGGGGUACAGAAAGAAGACUUCCAAGCUGGUGAUUCCCAAGCACUUUACCUCAUUUUGUGUUCUCUCACUCGCCGAUUUACUGUGGAUGCAGCGAUAAGAACCGUACCACUCAUUUUCAAGCUUCAAGAUAUGGUCAAGGAUGGAUCCAUCAAGAACGUGACAAUUCAGCGAGCAGUGAUAGCAUCCAUUGUAGAAUGGCUCGGCAUGAUAGCUGAGUAUUUUCACAUUGAGAACCUUGGCGAGUACAUUACCAGGAUUCGACAACAGCUACAAGAAGCCAACGCAUGGACAUCCACCAUAUUCUCUGGACAGCUGCCAUCAACGGCCGAAGCCAAAUUCUCAACCGAUGACGCCAACAACCCUACACCCGUUACUGUUUAUGUGGAUCGGCAUGUCGUAGUGGAGCAGCUUACGAAUGAAGGGCAACUGCGUGAUAAGCAUGAUACCCAUGGCUUGGAACUGGAAAGCAAGUUGUACGUGGAGUGGGGCUCACAAGCAUUUGCAAAUCAUGAGCGAUCCCUCCGAAUUCGUGCAUCACAAGACAUCCCAGACCAUAAGCCAAAGUUGGCAAAUCCAUGGACGUCUCCAGAACCAAAAUGUAUCCCAGGUGUCAAGAAAGAAACCAUCAACGUGGAAAACUUGAAGGAGGCAUUGGUUGCUCCUCCACAACAACAACAGCAAUCUGGUAGCAGUAGCAACGGUAGCGUGGCAACCUCGGUCCCAACGGACGCUGGUGGUGCUGGUGCCGGUGCCAGUCGACGUUCAUCACUCCGAAAAAAUGAUGUCAAUGCUUUCCUUCAUGAACUUCAACUGGAGCAGAAUAUGCAUAGUACCCAUUCACUCGUCAAUCCACCUUACAAUGACUGGAAAUGA